Molecule: messenger RNA, 610 nt
Organism: Chelmon rostratus (copperband butterflyfish)
Lineage: Eukaryota; Metazoa; Chordata; Actinopteri; Chaetodontiformes; Chaetodontidae
Gene: dnaaf6
Product: dynein axonemal assembly factor 6
Exons: 6
Coding region: 29-610 (193 amino acids)
Biological process (GO): axonemal dynein complex assembly; flagellated sperm motility
Cellular component (GO): cytoplasm
Molecular function (GO): dynein intermediate chain binding; protein-folding chaperone binding
Source: RefSeq, a predicted model, not a curated record
AAAAAGGCGUAAAUUUGUGUUUUUCUGAAUGGAGUGUCUCGGAGUUUCAUCUGUUCAGAACCUGCAGGCUCUGUCUGCCUUGUUGUCACCCCAGCAGGAGGAGGAUGAUGAUGAAGAGUGUAAAAAUGUGACAGCUGGUGCACGACUGGAUCCUGGACACAUUGGCCCCCCACCCAAAAAAGAUAAAGAAGCAUCAACCGCCUAUGUGAAGAAGAACAGCAAAGACAUCUGGAGCGAGGAAGAGGUUGCUGAUGGCUCCCAGUAUGAUGAUCUUGCUGACCCGCGGCCACAGCCUGAGUAUGAAAUAAUCCUGAAGCAGAGUGUGGGGACAGAGGAUCUGUUCUUGGGCUUGAAUGGAAAGGACCCAUCCUCCAUGUGCUGUGAAGCCAUGCUGGUGAAAAUCAAACUGCCAGACACUAAAGCAACAGAUGUGGUCCUGGAUGUAAAAGAAAAGUUCCUUGAUCUGCGGACGCCAAAAUAUAAACUGGGUCUUCAUCUCCCACAUCCGAUCCACAGCCACCAGGGAAAGGCUCAGUUCUUCAGUGAGAGGGAGGAACUGGAAGUGACUCUACUAAUGAAACGCCCAUUGGAUUUUAUUCACAUGCAAUAA